GGGAGGAGGUGGUGGUGGUGAAGGAGUAGUAGGCGAGAAAAUGGUGCGUGGUUUGUCCCAGUGGACGAAGACCCUGAGCUUCCCAGCCAGAGUGUCACCUCAGAGACCUGCCAAGGAAUCGAAAGGUUUUCAAGUCAGCCCUAGUGCUAGUCCUACGUCACCACCUAGUCCUAUCAACGAUACCAUGGACAAGACACCCAUUAUUACAGACGAGAAUUUCCACGACUUGGAAGCUGAAAAGGCAAUAAUGGGAUCCAUCGUUUAUUGCAUACAUCACAAAGAUGGUUGCAAAUGGUCAGAUGAAUUAAGAAAAUUAAAGGCUCAUUUGAAUACCUGCAAACACGAUGCAGUUCCUUGCAGUAAUAAAUGUGGUGCAAUGAUACCCCGAGUAUUAAUGGAGGACCAUUUGAAAUAUACUUGCGCCCAACGGAGGGCUCGUUGCGAUUUUUGUGCCAAAGAAUUUACCGGCCUCACCCUUGAGAAACACACAGGUACCUGCGGAUACGAGCCGUUGUACUGUGAGAACAAAUGUGGAAUGAAAGUUCAAAGAAGACACUUAGGCCAACACAAAUUGGGUGAAUGCGCCAAGCGACUGGUCGCUUGUCGUUAUUGCAACAAGGAAUUUGUUUUUGACACGCUCGGUGCUCACCACGCAAAAUGUGGACGUUUUCCAGUAGCGUGUCCUCAUCGUUGCGAGACCGCAGUUUUACCAAGAGAAGAUCUCGAAGUUCAUCUUAAAGAUCAUUGCACGACACAUUUGUUGUCGUGCACGUUUAAAGAUGCUGGUUGUCGUUUUAAGGGUAACAGAUUUUCUUUGGACAAACAUUUAGAGGAGUCAGCUAAAAUGCAUCUCAGUUUAAUGUGCAGUGUGGUGACGAAGCAACAGCAUCAAAUAACAAGUUUAAAAUCUGCAAUAAGUAAACUUUCGUUAAAUUAUACUGGAACUCUUAUAUGGAAAAUCACUGAUUAUACUGCAAAAAUGUCCGAGGCAAGGGCCAAGGAAGGAAUGGAACUUAUCAGUCCACCCUUUUACACUAGUCAAUACGGAUACAAGCUGCAGGCUUCAGUUUUUCUAAAUGGAAAUGGAACCGGUGAAGGAAGCCACAUUUCUAUAUACAUCAAAAUUCUACCUGGUGAAUACGAUGCUCUGUUAAGAUGGCCAUUUUCUCACAGCGUGUCUUUCACUAUGUUCGAUCAAACGGUGGUAGCAGAGAAAGCUUGCAAUAUAGUUGAAAGUUUUAUACCAGAUCCAACUUGGAAAAAUUUUCAAAGGCCCAGUCGUGAACCAGAUUCUCUUGGUUUUGGAUUUCCACGAUUUGUUUCACAUGAAAUGGUUAAAAAACGACAUUUUGUAAAGGACGAUACAAUGUUCAUUCGGGUUAAAGUAGAUCCUAGUAAAAUUGUCGCUGUUUAAGGAACAUUUAAAAAAAAAAAAAACCAACAAUUUG
This is a messenger RNA of Polistes dominula (European paper wasp), 1448 nucleotides long. It is a transcript of the gene Traf4, whose product is annotated as TNF receptor associated factor 4. Gene Ontology annotation, biological process: regulation of canonical NF-kappaB signal transduction; regulation of apoptotic process; signal transduction. Gene Ontology annotation, molecular function: tumor necrosis factor receptor binding; ubiquitin protein ligase binding; zinc ion binding. Lineage: Eukaryota; Metazoa; Arthropoda; Insecta; Hymenoptera; Vespidae. Gene Ontology annotation, cellular component: plasma membrane signaling receptor complex. The record is from RefSeq and is a predicted model, not a curated record.